AUGGAGAUUGAACACAACUCUCCUUAUUUUCUUUCUUCUUCGGACAGACCAGGAAUGAUGCUUGUGUCUUGUCCUCUCACCGGCGACAAUUAUCCCAUGUGGCAAAGAGCAAUCAUCAAUGCCCUGAAAGCAAAGAACAAAUUAGUCUUUGUUGAUGGAUCUCUGCCAAAACCGGUAGCUGGUGCUGCGGAAUUCAGUACUUGGACCAAAUGCAAUGCAAUGGUCAUUGUGUGGAUCUUCAACUCCUUAGCAAAGGAAGUCUACAACAGUGUAGCAUUCGUCAACACAGCAACAGAAAUCUGGAAAGAAUUCCAGGAUCGUUUUUCACAAGGAAACAUUCCUCGGAUAUACGAAUUGAAGCGAAACUUGGCACUGUUGCGUCAAGACGAUCUCACUGUUAGUGCAUAUUUUACAAAACUUAAGACACUUUGA
Nelumbo nucifera (sacred lotus) is the source of this 432-nucleotide messenger RNA. RefSeq lists its product as uncharacterized. The record is from RefSeq and is a predicted model, not a curated record. Lineage: Eukaryota; Viridiplantae; Streptophyta; Magnoliopsida; Proteales; Nelumbonaceae.